UUAUUCUCGGCAUCAAUGAUGAGAAGUAUUGGCCUCUGAUGCCUCCAUUGCCAUCAUAUGGGUAUGGAAGAGAACAUCCUGGACCAAGAUAUGGAAGUUUAAUUCAUGGUCAAAAUCUCAAAGAUGUUAUUAUUACAGGGCAUAACGGCACCAUUAAUGGCCAGGGUCAAACGUGGUGGAAGAAGUAUCGUCAGAAGCUUCUUAACCACACCAGAGGGCCGCUCGUGCAAAUUAUGUGGUCUAGGGACAUCCUGAUAUCUAACAUAACGUUACGAGAUUCUCCCUUUUGGACUCUACAUCCCUACGACUGCAAGAAUGUGACAAUUAGAAAUCUUACAAUUUUGGCACCUAUCUUUGAAGCUCCAAAUACUGAUGGCAUAGAUCCAGAUUCGUGCGAAGAUAUGGUAAUUGAAGACUGUUACAUAAGCGUAGGAGAUGAUGGUAUAGCAAUAAAGAGUGGCUGGGAUCAAUAUGGGAUUGCUUAUCAAAGGCCUUCAGUGAAUAUACUGCUCCGAAACCUUGUUAUACGCUCAAUGGUCAGUGCAGGCGUAUCAAUAGGCAGUGAGAUGUCUGGUGGGGUGUCAAAUGUCACUGUGGAGAAUGUCCUUGUAUGGAACUCAAGACGUGCUGUUCGGAUCAAGACAGCCCCUGGAAGAGGAGGAUAUGUUCGGAAUAUAAUUUAUCGAAAUCUAACAUUUGAUAAUGUACGUGUGGGGAUCAUCAUCAAAACAGAUUACAAUGAACAUCCGGAUGCAGGGUUUGACCCCAAGGCUGUUCCAAUUCUAGAGGACAUAAGCUACAGUUCAAUACAUGGUGAGGGAGUUCGUGUGCCAGUCCGUAUUCAAGGUAGCGAAGAAAUUCCUGUCAGGAAUGUCCGUUUCCGGGAUAUGUCAGUAGGAAUUACGUAUAAGAAGAAGCAUAUAUUCCAGUGUGCUUUUGUUGAAGGUCGUGUUACAGGGAACAUAUUCCCGUCUCCCUGUGAAAACCUGGAUCUAUACGACGAGCAAGGGCACCUAGUCAAAAAGUCGGUCUCUCAUAAUGUAUCAGAUAUAGAUUAUGAUUUUUGAAAUGAUUGCAAUUGCUCUCUCUAAGGGUCAAACUUCUGAUGUUUCAACACAGUUCUGAUGGGGCAAGGCAAUAUGUUGGGAUGAGUCAACUUCAAUUGCCUUGUUCUGUAAUUUUUGUUUCCUUUUUGUAACUUUUCUUUGUAUAAACAGCAAAUUACAGUGCAAUACACGCAUCAGUUUGGUUCUUUUGAA
Molecule: messenger RNA, 1259 nt
Organism: Olea europaea var. sylvestris
Lineage: Eukaryota; Viridiplantae; Streptophyta; Magnoliopsida; Lamiales; Oleaceae
Product: probable polygalacturonase
Exons: 5
Coding region: 39-1067 (342 amino acids)
Biological process (GO): carbohydrate metabolic process
Molecular function (GO): polygalacturonase activity
Source: RefSeq, a predicted model, not a curated record